ACACAGACAUGGAUGAACUUAAUCAAUCAGAGAAAUGAUGUCUGCGUCGAGAGUAAGGCUAAAUAUGUCAGGGACUUCAUUCCAAAUAACUCAAAAACUUCUUGAAGCGCAUCCUCAUACAACGUUGGGGAAACUUAUUGUUAAUGCAGAUCUUUCAAAAUCUGAGGAAUUUUAUUUUGAUAGACCUGCAACACCUUUUGAAUCUAUUUUGACAUUCUAUCAAACAGGAAGACUUCAUCUACCACAAAACAUAUGUCCAAAUGUGUUCAAAGAAGAGCUGGAAUACUGGAAAAUAGACUAUAAACAACUAGACAGAUGUUGUUUGCUUAACUACGUACAAUUUCUGGACAGUAACAACACUAAAAUAGACUUCCAGAACGCGAUUGCACCAGAAACAACAUGUUUAACUACACCUCUAUCUACUAGAAAUCGCAUUUGGAGGAUACUCGACUACAAGGAUACAUCAUGGAUCGCAAAGCUAGUUUUGCUCAUCGGUAUUUUGUUCGUUUUGCUGUCUGUAUUAACACUUGCGCUCAGUUCGUUGCCAAGAUACCGUCGUCCACUUACUACCUGUGAAUACUACGAAUACAGCUUAGCAAAAGAUAGAACAAACCCAGCGAUACUUAAUUUUUUAGAGCAGCACGACUGUAAUAAACUACAGGUAUCUGAAUCUGGAGACGAAUUCUAUUACUACUACUACGACUAUGAGUAUGAGUAUUAUGAUCAAGAUGACAAUACUACUGAACUUCCAUCAAUACAAACAUCAUCACAAGAUCCGGUUAAAACGAAAAAACAAGGAGCAAUAAAAAUUGAGCCUUCAAAAGUUUCGCUCAAAUUAGACAUUUUCUACCAGAUAGAUUACACAGCAACUGUCUUCUUCACUUUAGAACUCAUUUUGAGACUUAUCGUUUGUCAAAGUGUUUUUCAGUAUUAUAAAAACGUUUUGAACAUUAUCGAUACCAUUGUUCUACUCGGAACAUUUGUCGAUAUCGUUCUAUGGAACUUACAGUCAUCAUAUAAGUUUUCUUCCGAACUGACUAGUUUUAUUGAUUUUAUCAAGUUUCUGAGAGUUUUUCGCCUUUUGAAAUAUUGCCAACAUUUCACUUACGUUCAAGUGGUAAAAUUUUCAAUAAGACGAAAUGCUAAAGAUCUACUAAUAAUGUUAUUCCAUAUUUGCGCCUUUCUUUUGAUUUUUGCAAACAUUAUAUACCUAACAGAAGAUCGAGACAAUAUAGAUAGUAUUCCACAAGGGUGGUGGCUAGGACUGGUCACCUUGACAACGGUGGGUUACGGAGAUUUGUCUCCUAAAACAUUUCUGGGAAAGGUGACGUGCUGUGUGUGUGCACUUUGUGGAAUAUUCAUGAUGUCAAUGAUUAUUCCAAUUUUUGUUGAUACAUUUGUAACUUUGUACGGGAUAGCUAAUGUAGAAAUCGCUGAAGAAAAGAAGGACCAAGAACAUACCAAAGUAUUUACUAAAGUUGAGUCGAUAACAGCACUGAAUAUGACUCAGACUUUUCAGGAAAGACACAAGACUGUACAAUGAAG
This is a messenger RNA of Mytilus trossulus (common blue mussel), 1545 nucleotides long. RefSeq names its product potassium voltage-gated channel protein Shab-like. Gene Ontology annotation, molecular function: protein binding; voltage-gated potassium channel activity. Gene Ontology annotation, cellular component: membrane; voltage-gated potassium channel complex. The coding region runs from base 35 to 1543 and encodes 502 amino acids. Lineage: Eukaryota; Metazoa; Mollusca; Bivalvia; Mytilida; Mytilidae. Gene Ontology annotation, biological process: protein homooligomerization; potassium ion transmembrane transport. The transcript has 2 exons. The record is from RefSeq and is a predicted model, not a curated record.